AUGCCCACACCAAAUGCCAAUAACGAUGACCAAGAUAGCUAUAUUGCUGGGGCGGACUUCGCACAAGAGGAAACCAGCAUGCGAGAGACACGGACACCAUUGACACGAGACUCGCCAUACGUGAAGCUCGCGCAGAAGAAGCCGAAACUUUCAGAACACUUAUCAAUCACAAUAGGGCCUAUUAUGAUCAUAGUCUUCGAUAUUGUGGUCCCAUGCAUAAUCUACUACAUUUGGUUCGGUAUUCAUCGAUCGCAAUGGGAGAGCAACUGUCGGGCUUACGAGAUAUGCCUUUCAACGAAGCCCGAAUUCAACAAGCAGAUCCUGGGAUACGCUAUCAUCUCCUUUGGCUUAGGUGAGCUCUACAUUCUGGUUGCCCGGGUCUGUCGUCUGCUCUGGCACCCCGAUGAAUGCAGUCCCCUUCUAUCACGCUCGCGAUGGGAGCUCGACGCUACAUCAUGGGUCUAUGGUGUGGCCAUGAUUUGCGCCUUGAUUCCGUUCGUCAUUGGUAGUAGCCAGGAAAUACCCAUGCUCUAUCUCUACUCCCCGGGGUUCAUAAUGGCAUUUCUCGGCAUCCUAAUGCUCAUCACUCUUAUCCCGAUUAAAAUUCCUAUUGGUAUCGACUCGCAGGCGAGAGGGACUUUAUUGCGGCCAUUGAUAUACUACGCAGCUGAAGACUUCAUCGCUGUGGAUGGCCUGCAGGAUCGCGAGUUCCGCAUACGGUACAACGCGCGAUAUGAAUCAUCAAAGAUUUUCAGGCGCAUGCUUCUGGUUCUAACUAUCUGGUGGAUAUUUGGAGUUUGUGUCUACCUUGGAUGUCUGUCGGCCAUAAUAUGGACGUUGGAAUUCCACUAUGCGUUUGGAUUAUCCCUGGGAGUGCUUUUCGCUUAUAUCAUUAUUUGGGCAGCGGUAUCAUAUAUCUGGCUGCAAAGAGAGAUGGCUCGAGAGAAGGCACACGGUAUAUGUAGGUGUUAG
Messenger RNA from Penicillium lagena, 972 nucleotides. RefSeq lists its product as uncharacterized. Lineage: Eukaryota; Fungi; Ascomycota; Eurotiomycetes; Eurotiales; Aspergillaceae. The transcript has a single exon. The record is from RefSeq and is a predicted model, not a curated record. Bases 1 to 972 code for a protein of 323 amino acids.